This is a messenger RNA of Schistocerca cancellata (South American locust), 4035 nucleotides long. RefSeq lists its product as uncharacterized. The record is from RefSeq and is a predicted model, not a curated record. Lineage: Eukaryota; Metazoa; Arthropoda; Insecta; Orthoptera; Acrididae. Gene Ontology annotation, biological process: spermatogenesis. Gene Ontology annotation, molecular function: metal ion binding. Bases 139 to 3732 code for a protein of 1197 amino acids. The transcript has a single exon.
UUCGCUAUUGAUCGGUGCGCAAGCGACAUCUAUGGCUAUCUUGGGAGUGCGCUCCCGCUUACAAAUGCUUUGGCUAUGUUUGUGAUUUUGUGUGUUGAUGUGCGCGAAUGUGAAGCAUUGUAGGUAUCGGUUUCAGUCAUGAGUCAAGUAAUGCAGCAAAAGAAACGUUUAAUUAAUAAGAAAACGGAACUUCAUGAAACAUGGACUGAUAUUAGUGUUCUAAUAUCUCAAUAUCUGGAGAAACUAAAUUUUGUUGUAGAUACAGUGCUGCGUGAAGAAGAUUCAGUGUCGUUCUUUCAAACGUAUCCAAAAGUGUCAAGUCAUGUGGACAAAAUUUUAAACAUAUUUUUGCAAGUGCAGUGCGAAUUCAGCUUGUUGUCAUGUGAAAAGUUUUUAGAUAGUGAAGUGUGUAAUUUACAUUGUUCAACUAAAACUGAAGGAUUACCUGUGGAAGAACGCUGUAGAACAGUAUCGGAUUCAGAAGAUUUGUCACAAGUUAAAGUUGGAGUACCGGGAAAGUUAAGUAAUCCUACGGAAGAAGAUCGCAGUACGGAGCUAUCUAACUCAGAUGUGUCGGUUACAAAAGUUAGUGCUCUGGGUCAAGAGGUAUGUGAUUCAUCCGUAGAAGUGUGCACAAUAGCCGAAAGUGUAGAAAGGGUGGAAAACUCUUCGCCGUAUGCAGUUAAUGUUAGCGAUACGGAAAAAAUUACUGAGAGUGUUGCACAUGUUUCCAGUGUAGAAACUCUUCCUGUGUGUAAAAUAAGUGAGGCCUUGAGAAGUGAAAGCAGUGGAUUCACAUCUGCAAAGAAGCGUAUAAGCCAGUAUGAUAUAAAGCCAAAUGAGGUACUGGAAAUGGUAUAUUCACACGGGGACAACCCAUGGAAUUUCUGGUUGUGUUAUUACCCAUGUUCAGAUAUUAAAUUUAUCCAGAAAAGUGUCAGUAGCAUGUAUUACACCAACAGAUUGGAGGCUUUGUCCGUUUUGCCAGAUGUAGGCGAUUAUGUACUUGUAGCAGAUGGUGAGAGAUUCCUCAGAGGCAAAGUGUUAACUGUGAGAGGCACAGAACUUCUGGAUACUACUUGUGUUAUGCUUCUUGAUGUGGAUAGUGGAAGAAUGAAAUCUUUUAAACUGCAGAAUGUUUGGAAAAUUACUGAAGAGUUAAUGUGUAUACAAGCUCAAGCUGUGAAUUGUCAGCUGGAAGGCAUUGCGGGUGAUUCAAGUAUGUGGUGUAAAGAAAAUCUGCGACAGUGUCAGAUGGAUCGUAAAUUCGAAGAAUUGCUGCUGCAGACAACACUUUCAGUUAAAUUUAUCAAGACAGUAGGUGACUCUGCAUUGCCCCGUUACAUUAUUGAUGCAGACAGCAUAGAUAUGGAAACAGAUAAAAUCUACAAUGUCUCACAGCUUAUUAAUAGUACAAUAAUUCCAGCUAUCACACACAAACCUGUUGUUGAAGAAUGUUCACAGGAGAGUGAGGCCUCUGUGUUGCAGAAUUUGACUGCCGUUACAUACAUAUCUCAUGACUGUCAUGCCAAAAAUGUGGUGCUUAAUGUUACCCAGGAAGUAGCAAAUGAUCCAGAUGAAAUCAGUGAAAAAAUUACUUCUCAAGCAUCUGAGCUUAGCGCAGGUUGUGUGGCUGGUGUUGGAAAUGUGCAGCAGAUAUAUGAAAACUGUACAGAUGGUAUAUAUGAAGACCCAAACUCUCCUAGGUCCCACUGUGAACCAAGCAGUCUAACACUCCUGUUGCAUGAAACUGAUACAAAUUUAAAUUCUGAAAAAGUAACAAACGAUGCAGUUGAAAUCUGUGAAAAAAUUGUUUUUCACACAUGCGAGCUUAGGGCAGAUAGUAGAGUUGAUGUUGAAAGUUCUCAGGAGCUAAGUGAAAACUGUACAGGUGGCAUAAAUCAAGAACUAAAUAGCCCCAGUUUCCACUGUAUACCGAGCAUUGAAAUACCACCAUAUUAUGAAAUUGAUAAAAAUUUAAAUUCUCAGAAAUUAAGUGAUUCGGAUAUCGCAGAAAUAAUAUCACUCUGUGAAACAUCAUAUUCAGAUGUGAUUUUAGAUGUAGAAGACACUAUUGAUUCUCAUGCUGAUGAUAAUAUUGCGCAGGCAUCCAGUUUCGGAGCUGCCGAACUGCUGUCUGCUGAAAGUGGUGAAGACAGAACAAGUGUAACGGCAACCAUUUAUUGUAGUAAAGACUUUAUUUUGGAGAAAAGAAAUUAUAGUUAUCUUCUUAACAAAACAGUUCUUGGUAUUCCUACAUUUGUUGAUUCACCAAGUCUCUUUUACAUGCAGUUUUUCUUGAAUGAGAAUGAUGAAUUUACAGAUUUACAUGAGAAAAUGGCAAUUUUUUAUUCAGAAAACAAAAUGAAAUUCGCUACAAAAGAGAGAGCACAAAAUAUUAUUAAAUCAUAUUGUGUUGCUCUGUAUCCUCAAGAUAAACAGUGGUACAGGGCUGAAAUCAUUGACUGGAUGCCUGCAACUGAAACAACUGUGUGUGUGUCUUUUGUUGACAUUGGUGAUAAAAUGGUCGUUGAACUUGAUUUUGUGCAGCCUCUGGCCAGACAGUUUGCAAAAAUUCCUGUUUUGUCACAGAAAUGUCACUUGUAUGGUGUUGCCCCUAUUGAAUGUGCUAUGUACACAUAUGUGAGUUAUGAAUGGUCACCAUGUUCACUGUCUGAGUUUAGAAAUGUUUUAAAUGUAGACCAUGUUUUCAAUAUGCAGGUAAAAGAGUUCACUUCAUAUGGGUCCCUUGGAGUGUUGUUAUUUGAUCCAUCAUCACCAGGUGUGUCAGUUAAUAAGAAAUUAAUAGCUCUUGGGGAGGCAAAAUGUCUUCUUAAUAAAGACACUUUAGAUAUGUGGAACCCAAUGCAAGAAGACUUCGAAAGAAGUAAAGUACUUGUAUAUGAUGAUGAAGAUGCAUGUGAAGCUGUGGCAGGUUAUUCAGCAAAUGACGAGCAGCGCUUUUGUAAAUUUUAUGCACGGCAUGGCAGGUGCUACAAAGGUAGCAACUGCCGGAAAGAACAUGUGCUGAGUCACCCAGGUGGCUGGAUAUCAGAUAAAGAAGAAGUAUUUCAAGAAGCAUUUUCACAGGUAGUGCUACCUGAAGUGGGGGAAACUAUCUACCUUCAAGUUACUUGUGUUAUUAGGAUAAAUUUGUUUUAUAUUAUUCUCAAUGUUGAUGACAAUUCAGGUGAGGAGACACUUCUGACAUUGAACAGAUACAUAAAUGACAAAGACAAUCUUAAAAAUCUACGGAAACUGAAAGUUACACCAGCUGUUGGGCAGCUGGUUCUUGCCCAUUAUCAUCAAGAUGGGAUUUGGUAUCGGGCAAGAGUAAUUGAUACAGAUAAUGACAACAACUUGGUACAAGUAUUUUUUGUGGACUACGGGAAUACAGAAUGGGUGAGUGAAAUAUAUGUGCGUGAUGUUGAGCCUCAGUAUCUUCACUUACCAUUUCAGGCAAUAGAAUCUUCAUUGGCAUUUACAGAAAUGAAUGCAAGUGUAGAUGAUGAUAGUCUUGAAACAGUUAUUUCAGUUUUUAGGUGUCUUACAGAUUGUACUCAACCACUGAGGGCAAAAAUUAUUUCAAAAGAUGAUGUCUUGAAAAAAUUGGAACUCCAGUUGUUUGAUGUUAAUGACCACGACAUUGCAUUGAUGUUGGCUGACACUGGAUAUGUUAGUAUCACCAGUAUUCAGAUGACACCAGCCACAGCAUUUGCAGUACCAGGUUGACAGCAGUAAUAAUAAUCGUAAAAAUCUAAGGAAAUUGAAAGUUGCAGUUACACCAGCUGUUGGACUGCUGGUUCAAGAUGGUAUAUGAUAUCGGACAAUAGUUUGUAUAUGUUGUCUUAUAUUUGUUUUAUGUUAGACAGUUGUUGUUGUUGUUUGACUGUGUACAUAGCCAUGAGCAACACCUCAGUCACAUCACUGAUUUUCUGUAUAGUUGAAAACUUUUAUUUCAGUUUUCAUUGGAAAUUUAAAUCAAAACACAUUACAUUUCCAUGUGCUUGAAAUAAAUCACUGUGGAACUUUGUU